Messenger RNA from Oppia nitens, 1736 nucleotides. RefSeq names its product arylsulfatase I-like. NCBI's taxonomy places the organism in Eukaryota, Metazoa, Arthropoda, Arachnida, Sarcoptiformes, Oppiidae. The record is from RefSeq and is a predicted model, not a curated record. The annotation marks the transcript as partial. The transcript is spliced from 5 exons.
AUAACACUAUGCAAUACAAUAACAAAUGCCAAUCAAUUGCCAAAUAUUAUUAUCUUUUUGGUGGACGAUAUGGGUUGGGCUGACGUUGGCUACCGUUCCGAUCAUAUGCUAACACCAAACAUCGAUACCCUAUCGGCCGAUGGCAUAACACUAAACAGUUAUUACACUCAACCGUUGUGUACGCCCAGUAGGGGUGCACUGUUAUCGGGCGUACAUCCCAUACACUCAGGCACUCAGCACCUGGUGUUCAAUGAACUACAACCGGCUGGCUAUCCAUUGGAUCAGAAACUGUUACCCGAAUAUCUUAAACAAUAUGAUUACGCAACACAUGCUAUCGGUAAAUGGCACCUGGGUUUCUAUAAGCGUGACUACACGCCCACCUAUCGUGGUUUUGACACCCACUUCGGUACGUGGGGUGGUUUCGGUAACUAUUAUAAUCAUAGUAUGUGUUCGGGUAUUAUCUAUCAGACAUUUAAUACGUGCGGACUAGACUACAGACAAAAUAUGAAACUAUUGACCGAUCAGCCGGACAACCAGUAUUCAACUCAGGUGUAUACUAGUAAAACACUUGAUCUGAUUGAUCAGCACAACACUAGUAGACCACUAUUUCUAUAUGUUGCCUACCAGUCCCUACAUUCAAGUUAUGCGGAUAAUAUACUACAAGCACCGCCCGAUAAAUAUAUGAACCGUUUCCGACAUAUAGAGUCCCAGAAUCGUCGUACGUAUGCGGCUAUGGCCUACAGUAUGGACGAAUCGAUCGGUGCUAUUGUUGAGAAACUAUACGAUCGGUCAAUGCUAUCGAAUAGUAUUAUCCUAUUUACCAGCGAUAAUGGUCCGCAAGCUGUCAAUGUACCUAGCGUAUUUUCUAAUUUUGGAUCUGCUGAACCAUUGCGUGGUUCAAAAUCUACUCUAUUUGAAGCAGGUAUACGAGUGCCGACAUUCAUAUGGAGUCCAUUGCUUAACACUACGGGCUAUGUGUCCGACCAGCUCAUACACGUUACCGAUAUUAUGCCCACACUGUUGGACGCAAUCGGUGCCGAUUUAGAUCCAUUUACCAAAAACAACAUUAGUUAUGGUAUGUCUCAAUGGGAAAGCCUAUCGCUCAAUGGAUCGUUAGCACCGAUACGUACGGAACUGUUGCACAAUAUAGACCCGAUAUGGAACCAGUCGUCCAUCAGAUGGUUUGAUUGGAAAUUGCUAUACGGACCCAAUGAUCCUAACUAUCCACAUCGGGCAUCAUUUGCCAGUAGCUGGUGGCCAACCAUACCCGUAGAGGACAGUCAACACAUUCACAUGGAUCAGCCGUCAAGGGAUGAACUGAAACGAGCCGAUCGACUGGCUAGUCGUACCUAUCAGGUGCUGUCAGCUAUGAACCGACGGCCGCCAACAACGACCGAUUACGAUGUCCUCGAAAAGACGGCAACAAUUAAAUGUCCGCCAAAACCUGACGGCUCCUUAUCGAGCGACCCAUACAGGUGUCAACCGGACAGACAGUUUUGUUUGUUUAAUAUCAGACACGAUCCGUGCGAACAUCGGAACAUUGCCCACGAAAACCUGGAUCUGGUUGACUAUAUGUGGCACCGACUGCUUGACCUGAAUCGAACGGCCGUACGACCGCUGGCACUGAUACCAGUCGAUCGGGACAGUUAUCCCGAUAGACAUGGAGGUGCAUGGACUAAUUGGCUAGAUGAUGAUGAUGAUGAUGAUAUCCAUGGAAACCGUGAUGAACUUUAGAC